AUGGCAGAGCAUAAAUCUUCUACUUCUGGCUCUCAAAAGAUGUCAACAACACCGAAUGAUACAUCGAAUACAAUUGUUAGCACAAUCACUACUACAACGACAACAACCACUACUACAAAAAAAACCGUUAAUCCUAUCAAUGCUCAAAGUUUAGGUAUAGAUUUUUGUUAUUUAAAUAGAAAUGAUGUUGGUGUCUUUAUGAACGUUUUUGUUUUAGCUGGAUGCUCAUGUCCAAUUUGUAAUGAAAUCUAUCAAAUGACUUGUCAUCGGCCUAUUGGUGAAAUUUCAUGUGGACAUAUAAUAUGUUAUCAAUGUUUCGUUCUUAAUACGAACCAAUUCGGCUGUAUACAAUGUAAAAAAUGUCAAGAGAAAAAUAAUAAUAAUACAAAAUUAUCACCUAUUACAAAUCUACUAUUGAAUCAUAAAGGUUCUAGUCAGAAAACGGCCAAUGAAAAAUUUGAAAAGCAUGCAUUGAAUUAUGAAAGUAAAAUUCUUGAUGUUUUUGGUCAUGUUUUUCAACUUACAGAAUUUCGAGAAAAUCAGUGGGAAGCGAUUAAUGCUGCUCUUCAACAUCACGAUUGUUUUAUACUUAUGCCAACAGGUGGUGGUAAAUCGUUAUGUUAUCAAUUACCAGCUGUCAUUGAUAAUGGCGUUACAUUCGUUGUUGCACCAUUACGUUCACUUAUAUUUGAUCAGAAACAACGAUUAAAAUCAUUGGGCAUCUCAUGUGCAUCGUUAACAGGAAACAUAUCACAUGAAGAAGCCGAUGAAAUCUAUCGUGAAUUAUAUAAAGAUUCGCCAGCCUUUAAAAUUGUUUUUAUAACACCGGAAAAAAUUUCUAUGAGCGAUCAAUUGAAUACGGCUCUUCGAGAUUUGUAUAAUCGUCAACUUUUAGCUCGAUUUGUGAUUGAUGAAUGUCAUUGUGUUUCAGAAUGGGGUCAUGAUUUUCGUCGCGAUUAUUCACAACUUGGUCAAUUACGAAUUAAUUAUCCGGACAUCAAUAUAACAUUAUUAACAGCAACAGCAACAUUACGUGUACAACAAGAUAUUCUACAGCAACUGCAUAUAACAAGAAAUUACAAAUUGUACACUCAAUCAUUUAACCGGUCGAAUCUUAUUUAUGAAUGUAUACAAAAAGAAAAUAACGAUUUAACAUUGAGUCAAAUAUCAAAUUUAAUUAAGAUUAAUUAUCAAAAUCAAUCUGGUAUUAUUUAUUGUUUCUCACGUGCUGAAUGCGAUCGAGCAGCUCAAUAUUUAUUGGCUAGUAAUAUUCAUGCACUUUCCUAUCAUGCUGGUUUAAACGAUUCUUUACGACAAACAAUACAUAUGAAAUGGAUUAAUGAUGAAUGUCAAGUUAUUUGUGCAACAGUUGCAUUCGGUAUGGGUAUUGAUAAAAAUAACGUUCGUUUUAUUAUUCAUUUUUCUAUGCCACAAUCAAUUGAGGGUUAUUAUCAAGAAUCCGGUCGAGCUGGACGCGAUGGUGAAAUUGCUAAUUGUCAUCUUUUCUAUUGUUAUGAUGAUUUUCUGAAAAUGAAACGGCUUAUAUUAAAUGAUGAUGAAUCGAAAUCGCCAAUGCAAACAAAACAAGUUCGUAUUAAUAAUAUUAAUCGUGUUUAUGAUUAUUGUCUUAACAAUGUCAUAUGUCGACGAACGCAACUUUUAGAAUACUUUGGUGAAAUAUUUUCAUCAUCGGAAUGUAAAAGUGUCAUGUCAACGGAAUGUGAUAAUUGUCGACAAGUGUACAAAACAUCAUCUAUUGAUUGUACACGAAUUUCAAUUGAAAUUUUAAAACUAGUUUCGGAUUUAAAUCAAACAAAUACAACAUUAUCCUAUAUUAUUGAUAUAUUACGUGGCGUUAAUAGUAAAACUAUUCGAGAUGCAGGUCACCAUCGUCUACGUGCAUUUAACUCAUGCCAUCAAUUAACUCGACUUGAUCUUGAACGGCUUGUCACUCGUCUUAUUAUUGAUGGUUAUCUUAAACAAGAAUUUCUUGAUCAACAAACAUCGUCGAUUGUGGCUUAUUUACGUCCGGGUGUUAACGCACUUCAGUUAGCUUCUUCAAAUUCGCAACGAUCUACAAAUACGAGUAAAAUUCAAAUUGAAUUAAUAAUUCGAAUUGAACAAAUAAAUACGAAUGCCGAUGAAGAAAGAUCAAAUUCAAAAGAAAAAUCUAUUGAACAAAUUAAUGAACAAUGUUUUAUUGAAUUAAAAAAAGAAUUGAAAGUUAUUUUUGGUAGUUCGUCGUAUUCAAAUGUUAUUUCAGAACAAACAAUCAAAGACUUAGCUAAAUUAAUGCCUCGAUCAAAAGAAAAAAUGAUCAAAUAUAUACAUGAAAUAACCGAAGAACUAUAUCGAAAACAUGAUUUUAAUCGUUUAUUACGUAUUUUACAACGUUUUGGAAGUCAAUGUGAUGAAAUCAAGCGAAAAGAUGCAAUACAACAUUCAUCAGAUAGUGAACAUGAAAUAGAUUUUUCGUUAGAUUUUACUGAUCGUUCAAUGAAUGACAAGAAACGGCCAACAACAUCUGUUAUAACAACAACAAUUACAAAACGAAAAAGAGGAAUUGGUAGUAACUUUUAA
Molecule: messenger RNA, 2580 nt
Organism: Rotaria socialis
Lineage: Eukaryota; Metazoa; Rotifera; Eurotatoria; Philodinida; Philodinidae
Source: the annotation of a GenBank genome assembly